Molecule: messenger RNA, 1148 nt
Organism: Nerophis lumbriciformis (worm pipefish)
Lineage: Eukaryota; Metazoa; Chordata; Actinopteri; Syngnathiformes; Syngnathidae
Gene: rnps1
Product: RNA binding protein S1, serine-rich domain
Biological process (GO): mRNA splicing, via spliceosome
Cellular component (GO): ASAP complex; cytoplasm; nucleoplasm
Molecular function (GO): RNA binding
Source: RefSeq, a predicted model, not a curated record
GCGUCAUAUCCGGUUCCCUCUACGUAUUCAGCAAGCGACUCUUUUCUAGGCCAUCGCCUCCAGAGACUAUCCGCCUGUAAACAAAGAUGGCUCCGUCACCCACUAAGCGGAAGGAAGAGGAGAAAACGAAAGACCGAACCAAAGAGAAAACUGCGAACAAGGACGGAGAAAAGGACCGGGCACGGGACAAAACCAAGAAGCGCCGCAGUGCGUCCACUGGAAGCAGUAGCAGCAGGUCCAGAUCUAGCUCCUCUUCUAGCAGCAGCUCUGGUUCCAGCUCGGGCUCAUCCAGUGGGUCCAGUUCUUCCGGAUCCAGCAGCUCUGGUUCUUCACGCUCUCGCUCCUCAUCCUCCUCCAGCUCCUCCGGGUCUCCAAGUCCCAGUCGCAGGCGCCAUGACAACCGCCGCCGCUCACGUUCAGCAUCAAAAACACAGAAAGGGAGAGGAGAUGAGAAGGAGCGGAGGAAAAGAACCCCAAGUCCAAAGCCCACGAAGGUUCACUUAGGACGACUGACCAGGAACGUCACCAAGGAUCACAUUCAGGAAAUCUUUGCCACUUAUGGGAAAAUCAAGUCUGUUGAAAUGCCUGUAGACAGGAUGUGCCCCCACUUGACCAAAGGCUUUGCUUAUGUGGAGUUUGAGAGCCACGACGAGGCUCAGAAGGCCCUCAAGUACAUGGAUGGAGGUCAGAUCGACGGACAGGAAAUCACAGCAUCCGCUGUACUGCCUCAAAGAAUCCGCCCUCCUCGGAGGCUGUCUCCCCCUCGCAGGAUGCCUCCUCCACCUCCCAUGUGGCGUCGCAGCCCACCACGCAUGAGAAGAAGGUCCCGCUCUCCGAGGAGGCGUUCACCGGUACGCCGCCGCUCUCGCUCCAGAUCUCCUGGUCGCAGGCGUCACCGCUCUCGCUCCAGCUCCAACUCCUCCAGAUAAACUGCAGACUUUCAUUUUUUUUUUUAUUAUUUCAUAAAUAACGUACUACAUGGAAAAGUUCCAACUCAACAUCUUCCUGCAUGUCGGAAGUCUUUUUUUUCUUCUUUUUUUUUCAUGACCACAUUCUUGUAAGUUUUGAUCCUGCUCAAAGUGUAAACCCUUUUUAGCUUGUAUUGACUUUUAGACAGUUUGAAAAAUAAAACGUAUAUUAGUUUGGAA